Messenger RNA from Rhododendron vialii, 828 nucleotides. RefSeq names its product receptor-like protein 9DC3. The coding region runs from base 1 to 828 and encodes 275 amino acids. The transcript is spliced from 5 exons. The record is from RefSeq and is a predicted model, not a curated record. NCBI's taxonomy places the organism in Eukaryota, Viridiplantae, Streptophyta, Magnoliopsida, Ericales, Ericaceae.
AUGGAUCUUCAAACACUCGAAAAUGUUGAGUACCUUGAUCUUUCCAACACUAAUCUAUCAGUGGUCGCUAGAAGCAAUGUCAACAAUACUCUUCCCAACCUAAGGAAUAUCUAUCUCUUAUCUUGCAACAUCAAGGUGUUUCCCAAUUUCUUAAGAGCCUUAGAGAAUCUUGAAAAGCUAGAUCUUUUUGACAGCAGAAUUCAAUUCGUGGACAGAUUCCAAAGUGGGUUGGGUUCAUCAGGAAGGGUUCUUGUCAUGCGAUCCAACCGAUUUCAUGGUCCCAUAAACACUAUGAUGAGUGAAUUUUCUUUUCCUAGGGUUCUAAUUCUUGACCUUUCUGGCAAUGGGUUCAUAGGCCAUUUGCCAGGGAGUGACAACAAAGGGGAGAGAGAUUGUAUUCUCGAGAAUUUUGACUAUCUUAAAAACAAUCGACCUUUCGUCCAACAAUUUUUGUUGACAGAUUCAAAUGCACAAAUUCCGAAUGCCGUUGAGAAGCUCGAUCCCCUUGUGGGUUUGCAAUUUGAUACAUUUGACAAUAGUUCAUAUACUGGGAACGUAGGAUUAUGUGGGUUGCCAUUGUCGAAGAAAUGUGAAGAUAAUCGAACGAAAGUACAGCCACCAGUGUUACAAGGGGAAGAUGAUUCAGAUUUUGAUGGAUUUACUUGGAAAAUUGUGGUGAUAGGCAUAACUCCAUGGGCAAUCAUAGAGAGCCACUUGUGUACGGUUUCCAUGACACAGAUGCUUGAGAUAUAUAUGCAUGAUUCAAAAACUGAAAUUUCACUCGUCGUCUCUUUGGCUACUCUUUGGCUGCAGGGUCGAGUGACUUAA